This is a messenger RNA of Erigeron canadensis, 808 nucleotides long. Its product is annotated as SKP1-like protein 1A. Gene Ontology annotation, cellular component: nucleus; cytoplasm. The transcript has a single exon. Bases 196 to 687 code for a protein of 163 amino acids. Gene Ontology annotation, molecular function: cullin family protein binding. The record is from RefSeq and is a predicted model, not a curated record. NCBI's taxonomy places the organism in Eukaryota, Viridiplantae, Streptophyta, Magnoliopsida, Asterales, Asteraceae. Gene Ontology annotation, biological process: SCF-dependent proteasomal ubiquitin-dependent protein catabolic process.
AUUACUUUUAAUAUUAAUAUACAAAUACGAACACCGUCAUAGGCUAUUAGCCUUGACCUUCCUCUUUAAAUACGAAGCCCCCACAAUCAAAAAAGUCAUACGAUUUUCUAUUACGUUUUGCGAUUAGGGUUAUUUUUUUUUUCUUUACUAAUAAUUCAUUCUAAUAAAUCUUCGUUCAAAAAUUCGAUAUAAAUAAUGGCAUCAUCGUCAUCAUCAUCAUCUAAGAAACUCGUCGUGCUAAAGAGCUCAGACGGCGAGACGUUUGAAGUUGAAGAGGUGGUGGCAAUGCAGUCGGAAACGAUCAAACAUAUGAUCGAAGACGACUGCGUUGACUCCGGCAUCCCUCUCCCUAAUGUAACAAGCAACAUCCUCUCGAAGGUUAUCGAGUACUGCAAGAAACAUGUGAAGGACGCCGGCGAUAAUGCUGAUGUUUCCGAGAAGGAUCUGAAGGCGUUUGAUGAAGAAUUUAUUAAAGUUGAUCAGGGGACUCUUUUCGAUCUUAUUCUGGCUGCUAACUAUCUCAAUAUCAAGGGCUUGUUGGACCUGACCUGCCAAACUGUUGCUGACAUGAUGAAAAACAAGCAACCUGAGGAAAUCCGCAAGAUGUUUAACAUCAAGAAUGAUUUCACCCCUGAUGAGGAGGCGGCGGUCCGUGCUGAGAAUGCUUGGGCCUUUGAGCAAUUAUAAAUAUAUUAAUCUCUCUUCUUUUUUGUUUUGUUUCUUUGAAUAAUUCAGUAGACACAAGCAGUUUAUUCCUUUGUAUUUUCGAACUAUUAUUCGGAUAUCAUAAAGUUGUUUUUUUUUAGUA